AUGACCUUUCUUUCAGCUGUCUUAUCAAAUAUCUUGAUUUGUUCUGCUUCUUCCAUUGCUGAGAACAUUCUGUAUGUUCGUACCAAUGGAAUCUUUAACAUCAUCUUAUACAAAUCAGCAAUAUCAUCUAUUCCAGAUAAGAACACCAGAAUAUCUCUUCGUUCUUGCUCAUCACCAUUCUUUAUGAUCUUUUUGAUUGUCAGAAAUGCUUCUAUGAUAUAA
This is a messenger RNA of Enterospora canceri, 222 nucleotides long. Lineage: Eukaryota; Fungi; Microsporidia; Enterocytozoonidae. The record is from the annotation of a GenBank genome assembly.